Molecule: messenger RNA, 4451 nt
Organism: Micropterus salmoides (largemouth bass)
Lineage: Eukaryota; Metazoa; Chordata; Actinopteri; Centrarchiformes; Centrarchidae
Gene: nfrkb
Product: nuclear factor related to kappaB binding protein
Exons: 26
Coding region: 230-4051 (1273 amino acids)
Cellular component (GO): Ino80 complex
Molecular function (GO): protease binding
Source: RefSeq, a predicted model, not a curated record
AGCGCGAGAGGCGUCCGAUACGUGUCAUCCAUUUCAGUAGAAGAAGAAAACGGUACGUUGGUAAAUAGUUCUCUCUUCAUUUCCAAAACAAAGCAAUGUCAGCCAACAACGUUCAAUGACUGGAAGCAGAAGCAUCAGCUGGAGUUGGUCUGCAGAUUAAAACGAGGUUUUGUGUGACUUUGUAGUCUUUUCUAUGUGAAAGACUAAACGGUUGACACAGAGGAGAAGAAUGGAUGCCCUCACCCAUAUGCUAACAGACCCUCUUGAUCCAAAAGAAGAAAACAAUGAAGAAAUAACAGAGGAAUGCAUGCUGGGGAACUGUAGAGUGAACCUUCCAGAGGACCUACUUGAGGACCCCGAAAUCUUCUUCUCUGUGAUGAGCGAAAGCACCUGGAGUAAUGUACUGUCAGAUUCCCAGAGGCAGCACCUUCGUCAGUUUUUGCCACAGUUUUCUGACAACAAUGUUGCAGAGCAGGACAGCACCAUCAGUGACCUAUUCAACAACAGCAACUUUAACUUUGGAAAUCCCCUUCAUCUUGCACAAAAACUAUUCAGAGAUGGUUACUUCAAUCCUGAAGUGGUCAAGUACAGACAAUUGUGUGCCAAGUCCCAGAGAAAGCAACAGUUGUACUCCCUGCAGCAGUAUUACCACAGGCUGUUGAAGCAGAUCCUCGUCUCCAGAAAGGAGCUGCUGGAGUUUGCUGUUCAAAAUGGUCUGGACUUUCCACCAAAAAGAAAGUUACCUACCAGGACUCAUGCUGAAAUGCGGGAGCCAAGGGUGAGAAGAAGACUGAGUCGCAUACUAAAGGAGGUCAAAACUGAGUGUGGAGACAGCAACGCUUCAUCUGAUGACGACGAUAUAUCAUUAUGGACUCCGGCACCACAAUCACCUUCCUCUCCGACACCCACUGUCUCGCUCAGAGUUCUUCCCAGCCUCUCCACCCAAGACAUGAAGACUACUGAAAAAACAGAACUAGGGGAGCAGGACUUGAAAUCCAUGCUUCAAAACCACAGGGAGAAGAGGAAGCGACAACCAGACCAUCCAGACUUGAUGACAUCUGAUAUCCACCUUGGAGACGUACUUUCAAGAACAAAUAUUGGUCGGAAGGGGGCUGUGCCACUGUUUGAUCUUUCUUUGCCUAAGAAGAAGAUAAAAGAUGAGAGAAGGAAGAAGAAGAUAAGGACAAUAAAAGUUGAAUCUGAGGAUCCCUGUGAAACUGUUGCACCUUCAGACACCCCAUCAGCUCCACCAGUGAACAUCAUCAACUCCCUGCCAGACACGCCAUCUACUCCACUACACAACAUCAAGGAGGAAAUUGUGGAGGAGUCUCAGGGUAGCCCAGUUUCCAUUGAGGAAAUAGCUGUCAGUUUCUUCAGCCUAUUGGAGACCAUCUUAAGGGCAGAAAACCUUGCCAGUACUUUAAUGUUGGAGGAGAAAGUUCAAAUGUGGCAGUCCUCUCCAGCAAGCUCCCUCAACGUGUGGUUUUCAUCUGUCCCGUGUUGGUCUGACUUGGUUCUUCAAGCGCUGCAGUUUCUUGCAGGAGAGACUAAAGAUGGCAUGAUGGCACUCCCCAGUGGCUUUUCUCCGUUUGUGGAAUUUGCUGAUGAAUCUCAGCAUUGGAGGUGGAUUGGCCCGACUCAGGAUACAGAGAAGGAUCUCAGUGCACUUUGUCAGCUGUGGCUGGACUCCAAAGAUUUAGUUGUCAAGACAGAAAAUGAAGACAUGUUAGAGAUUACUUCUCCCACACCAAGAGUUUCAACUGAUUAUGUGGUGCGGCCCAGCACUGGAGAUGAGAGACAAGUGUUUCAAAUCCAGGAGCAGCAGCGAUACAACCAGCCACAUAAAGCCUUCACCUUCAGGAUGCACGGCUUUGAAUCCGUGGUGGGGCCUGUUAAAGGGGUGUUUGAUAAGGAGAUGUCUCUCAACAAAGCCAGAGAGCACACGCUGCUCCGCUCAGACCGACCGCCAUACGUCACCAUUCUCUCUCUGGUGCGGGAUGCAGCAGCCAGGUUACCCAAUGGAGAAGGAACACGGGCAGAGAUCUGUGAACUGUUGAAAGACUCGCAGUUUCUUGCUCCAGAUGUCACUAGUGCACAGGUGAACACAGUUGUAAGCGGGGCUCUAGACAGACUUCACUAUGAGAAAGACCCUUGUGUGAAGUACGACAUUGGCCGCAAACUCUGGAUUUAUCUGCACCGCAGUCGCAGUCAGGAGGAGUUUGAGAGGAUCCACCAGGCUCAAGCUGCAGCUGCAAAAGCAAGAAAAGCCCUGCAGCAGAAACCUAAACCUGCAACCAAGCCUAAAUGUGGAAGUAAAGACGGAGGCAGUAAAACACCUGGAUGUCUGGAGGCAGGACAGGAUAUAGGCUCCAAUCCAAUGUCACCAACUCCGACAACACCCACCCCCAACACACCUGGAACUCCUAAGUCACCCUUACCCUGCGCAGCCACCACGCCAACGAAGACUGGAAUCCCGGAUACAAUCAAAAGCAGCCCAGGGGUUCUUCUUGUGUCCCCCCCCUCGUUGCCACAGCUGGGAGCCAUCUUACCCAGCAGUCAGGCUGGUCCACCAACUUCACAGCCAGUCACGUCCCAACACACGGCUCGGAUAGUGAGUCACCUGGCGGCAAGCUCCCUUCCUCAGGUACGGGUUGUUUCUGCUCAGCCUGGUCUGGUCUCUUCGGCAGGAAGUCAGCAGGCCACACUGGUACAUCAGGCCUCUCACCAGAUCAGGAUGCCUGUUUCGGUGGCAACUAAGGGCAUUUCACAGGCUGUAGUUUCUGUGCCUCUGAGGACUGCUAGUAGUCCAGUCCAUGUGCCGACAACCCUGUCUGUAGCUAUGGCCAAACUUCAAACUGGAUCACCUGGUAGCCCGGCCAACAACCCCGCUUCACCCGCUGUGCUGCAAGGAGUCACGAGCCCGAAUAUCAAACAGGUGUCCAUCACAGGCCAGUUGGGAAUGAAGACUGCAGGAGGAGCAGGUAUUCCAAUAACGGCUACAAACCUGCGCAUCCAGGGUAAAGACGUCCUGCGUCUUCCACCAUCCUCCAUCACCACAGACGCUAAAGGCCAGACGGUGCUGCGGAUCACCCCAGACAUGAUGGCAACUCUCACCAAAUCCCCAGUUGCAACCGUCAAACUCACCCCUGACUUCCUGGGCACUGCCACCGCAGGCAGCAAGAGCAUAUCAGCUACUCUCCAUGUGACGCCGACCCACGCUUCACCUUCCUCCGCCUCCAGUGCUCUAUCCUGUACAGGGGAAGUACAGACCACUAAAGCAGGCCCUGUUGCCUCCACCUUGUUGAAGGCUGCAGGAGACACAGCCAUACGUCUGAUGCCCACACUGGCUGUCACCGUGGCUGACCAAAAAUCGAGGACCUUCUCCACCGUGACUUCCCCUGACAAGAGCGGCGCCACUAUUCGAAUAAUGCCAGGUCUUGGUGUUAUUCCACAGAAACAGGGUCAAACCAUUACAAUGACAACUACCACUGGCGGCAAACCACUCACAGCGUCUACAUGUGCUACUGUAGUGACCAUGGCUGCCAGUGUUGUGGGUGGUGCUAAGGGGAUCACUGUGGCUCCUGGAGUCUCGGGUUCACCUCUGACGCUAGGAACAGCUACAGCCACUGUGCGGCAGGUCCCCGCUACAGUGGUUACUACACAAACAGGGAAGUUACCUGCACGGAUAACUGUGCCCCUCUCUGUCCUCAACCAACCACUGAAAAACAAGAGUGUUGUGACCACACCAAUUGUGAAAGGAAGUCUUAACACAAAUAUCAGCAGUCUGGGCAGGAACAUCAUCCUGACCACCAUGCCAGCCGGCACGAAGUUGAUCGCAGGGAACAAACCGGUCAGCUUUGUCACAGCACAGCAGUUCCAGCAGCUUCAGCAGCAAGGACAGGCCACACAGGUUCGUAUCCAGACAGUACAGGCUCAGCAGCUCCAGCAGCACAUGGCAACAGGCUCCCCAAAAUCUGUCUCCACAGUUGUAGUCACAACCGCACCUUCGCCCAAAUGUGCCCCCGAUCAUCCGCCUGCACCUCAACAGUGAUCCUAUCUCGUCAGCCAGCAAUGAAUCGUAGGUGCAUAAUAUAUGUACCUGUAUUUAGUGGUUGGGGUACUUCUCAAGCUUUGUCCCUGUCAUACAACUUGUUUCAACUGCCACAAGUGAAGUUAUUGUUUUUUUUUAUAUAUAUAUAUAUAUAUAAACAUUCAGGCAGUUUGCAAUCUAUGAAAGUAAUUCAAAGUUUGUUAGUGGUUGACUAGUUUCAACUUUCCACUUUGUGUUAAACUACCAAUUCAUAUUUCUAUAUGACUGUCUGUAGGAUUUUCUUUGUCUCACUUCUGUAUUUGUUUGAUGUAAUGCAAUAUUAGCAAAUGUGAAGUGAGUGGGAAUCAAAUUUAUGAAUGUUGUGACAUGUUGAAUUUUGUUAAUACAUUUGUUCUCUCAU